Paramecium octaurelia is the source of this 1011-nucleotide messenger RNA. Lineage: Eukaryota; Ciliophora; Oligohymenophorea; Peniculida; Parameciidae. The record is from the annotation of a GenBank genome assembly.
AUGUUCAACUAACUAUUAGAAUUCAGAAAUGCAAAACUUCUAGUUUAAGCUCUUACAAAUAAAAUUCAUGAAAUUGAAUACUUUUAGAAGACUGGACAGUAAUAUUAGUGUGGAAAUAAUGAAGACUUUUCAAUAGCUGGAUAAUAACUACUAGAAUUCUAUUUUUAUGACUACAUGUUGCUCUAAGGGUACUAAAAUUAAUUUUAUUAAAGGUUUCCAAAUAAUUAGAGUCAAUUUAAAAAACCAAGUGACAUAAUUUAAUUAAGGUAAAGGCUAAUUAAUGAUAAAUACUUAUCAGAGAUAGCUAUUCUACUAAAUAUUUAAAAUCUAUUAAAUAUUGGAAACUAGAAAUCAUUAAAGUACAUUCUAUUUAAUAUUUAGAAAUAAUCCAAAAGUACUAUCAGAUUGUGUUAAAUCCAUAAUAGGGGCACAUUACUAUGAUAAACAAAACGAUCUAGAGACCCUUCGAGAUAUUAUUCACCCAAUCGUAGUAUAAUUGUUGAAUAAGUAUCUAUCAAAUUUAUACAUAGAGGAGAACAAAUAACCAGAACACAGUGGAAAUAUAAUCCAAAAUCUUCCUUCUUAGAGUACCUUAAUUCUUACAAAGGAGAAUUAAACAUCAAUCCUAAACUAACUAUAGAAUGGAAAAAAGAUGAUUCCGUUUUAAAUUAAAAUAAAUCUUUAUAUUUAAUUUCUUUAGAAUUAAAUAGCACUAUGAAAGUACAAAAGGUAGGCGUAAACAAAAGAGAAACUGAACAAAAUGUAUACUUAGAGGCUUUGCUUUAACUUAGAAAUUAUCAUACAAAGAACUACUAAAAAUAGAAGAAAUUAAAUAACAAAACGGAAAUUUAAGAAAGUCAGGGUGAAUCUGAGUUAUCUACCUCUCUCGAUUCAACCUUAAAUAAUCAAAAUUUAUCAUAUUAUAGUUUUACAGAGAAAACUCUGGAUAGAAUUUAAAUAAACUUUGAUUAAUAAUUUAAUCUCAUGCUAGAGUAGUUGGCAAACGAAUGA